Molecule: messenger RNA, 479 nt
Organism: Python bivittatus (Burmese python)
Lineage: Eukaryota; Metazoa; Chordata; Lepidosauria; Squamata; Pythonidae
Source: RefSeq, a predicted model, not a curated record
UAAUAGCCUUAGCAAUUCACUCACUAUCACUUUCAAUACCUCCGGUACAUGGGAAACAUGAAUUUUUACCUUGUCCUCACAUUUGGUGUUGUCCUAGUUCAUCAGAUGUCUGAGGCUAUGUUUCCUAUCUUCUUUGACUGUUGCACAGAAGUAGCCCAUCACAUCCCCAGAAGGUGGUUAAGAAGAGUGGUGAACUUUGAGAUCCAAAAGAGUGGUGAUUUAUGCAAAAUACCAGCUGUGAUCCUUCACACCAGACGCAAAAAGGUGUGUGCAAGUUCACUGAAUAAAAAUGUGAAGAAAUGGAUGAAGCAGAUGACCAGGUGUUGCCAGAGAACCGGUCCAGAGAUCUGGAGGAGAACGAAACUCAAAAGGGGGAGGAAAGCUAUGAGGAAACGUAACAUAAUUGCCAAGUGCCAAUGCUAGACCAAGAAAGAUCCUACCAUCUGUACAAUGUAAUAAAUAUAACAAAAGUCUCAAAA